Molecule: messenger RNA, 1116 nt
Organism: Lutzomyia longipalpis
Lineage: Eukaryota; Metazoa; Arthropoda; Insecta; Diptera; Psychodidae
Product: putative transferase CAF17 homolog, mitochondrial
Exons: 1
Coding region: 86-1048 (320 amino acids)
Cellular component (GO): mitochondrial matrix
Molecular function (GO): protein binding
Source: RefSeq, a predicted model, not a curated record
ACUGAACUCCUCAAAUGCUGUCUGUUGUUUGUUUUUUGUUGUCGUCGUCGUCCUGAAAAAGGUAAUUUCCUGCAAAUCCUGCAGCAUGUCUCUGAUAAAACUCACCAGAAUUGGAAGAAGGUGCUUCUCCAGCAUCCGAAACUCCAAUUUCCUCUUGGAAAAUCUUAAAAGUAGAGCCCUUAUUCGCGUCGCCGGGGCGGAGAGUGCAGACCUCCUGCAGGGAUUGAUUACAAACGACAUCCGGCACUUGGAACACGGAGCCCAAGGGAUGUACGCCAUGGUACUCAAUAAGGCAGGAAGGGUUGUCUACGAUACCCUCAUUUAUCACGCUUCCCCUGGGAAUUUCCUCAUUGAAUGCGACAAAGAGAUUCUUUCGGAGCUGCGGAAACAUUUGCUGAUUUAUCGUGUGAGGAAGAAGAUUUCCAUUGAUUCCCUGGAGCAGGAGAUGAAUGUUUGGGUGGCUUUUAAGCCAAAAGGAAAUGAAGGAGAAGUCAAAGGGGAAAAGACAGAAGAAGGAGUACUUAUUUGCCAAGAUCCUAGACUGAAAGAUUUAGGAUGGAGAAUUCUUGCGCCAAAGGGACAAGCUCCAGAAGAGAUUUCUUCAUUGAUGGGACAAUGUGCAAUUGUGGAGGAUCAGUAUAGGAGUCAUAGGUAUUCUCUGGGAGUAGGAGAAGGCAUACAGGAUCAUCCGCCUGGAAAAUCCUUCCCACUGGAAGCAAAUUGUGACUACUUGCAUGGAUUGAGCGUUCACAAAGGAUGCUACUUGGGGCAGGAAUUCACAGCCAGGACUUAUCACACAGGCGUUGUAAGGAAGAGAUUAAUGCCAUUGACCACAAAAGGACAAAUUCAGGAUAAAAGCGACACAAAUAUUGAAUCUGAUGAUGGAAAGAAUCUUGGGAAGUUGAGAGGAGUUGCAGGAAAUUCCGCUUUAGCCCAUUUAAGGAUUGAUCCUGCACUGCAAGCUAAGAAAAUCCUUAUUGAUGGCAUAGAAGUUACCACAGAAAAGCCCUCCUGGUGGCCUCAAGAAGUUCUCCGGGAGAAACCUUGAAAAGAACUUUGAAUUUCUUUUUGUUAGCUGUAGUUGAGAAUUAAAUAUCAUUUCAUAGGGAUACAAAA